CUUUCUUUUACUCCCGGUAGAGUUUCUUCCCCGCCAUACAUCCUACACACAUAUAUUACUGCGCUAUAAUUUUCCAACUAUGCUUACAGUCAUUCCUGCAUUUCAACCCAAACGCGCGGGACGCCUCUUCGUACACACCCUCUCAGCAUCCUUUGAGCCUUUCGCGCAGCGCUGCUUCAAAGGGGCCAUCGCCAUUUUCAGAGUGCCACUGAAUGCAACGUUAUUCGUUGUGAUCGUCUUUAUCCAGCUCGCCCUCAACGCUUUCGGGUACUUCUUCAAGAAUAAUAACGGUCCAAAGGCCAAGGACAGGAAGAAUGCUAAACGGUCCAAAAGGCUCUCGCGUACUCAGAUCGACAUGGAGAGGUUGGAAGCAGAUGCAUCACUCGAUGAGCAACACAGAGAAGGCUCUCUCGAUGAGGGAAGUUCUCAGAACAUCUCCUCAUCCCUGGAGUUGCAAAUGCCGGCUAUGUCAUUAGCGUCCACAUGUAUAGCCCCUCUGUCCCGUGAAGACUCGAAAAUGCACCUCGAUUCUACGACAAGCGCCCGCACGCGUCGUGUCCAUCGGCUCGUCUCCCACCUCAAGCAGCACACCGACAACGACGGACCAGGUCACUGUCACGACAAGAAGAUCCGAAAAACCAACUCGGAGUAUCGCAAGAGCCAAACAGACGGAGAAGCCCUAUUACAAGACUCGAGCAGGAGCGGGAUACUGCGUACUUCAAACCAGCCGCUGGUCCGGCAGGUGACUCACGCUUUGUCGUCGGUUUUCCGCACCCCACUCCGUCUUCCGAAGAAUACCGCGACUGUAGCUUGUCACACCCCUGACUCUGUCGAAGGGCCUAUUGGCGAUGUGAUGACAUUCACGUAUCCGCCGUAUCCGGUCAGCAAGGUGGCCGACUCGAGCGAAAGGAAGUGGCCGUGGCAGAUUCGGGAGACGCGAGGACCGUGCAUAGAAGCCUAGCCUAUCAAUUCAUUGAGAUCUCUGUAAAUUAUCGUAGAGGCCUGGUUUCAAUCCAUCCCUAAAGCACACUUCGAGUUUUUGUCCUCAAGGUGGUCCGUGCUCGAGCCUAUGUAGUGAAUGUUGGAUAUUGCAGGGGCGUGCACUUCGAGUUUUCAAGGUGGCCCGUGCUCAGGCCACAGGUCUAAGAGUAAAGACACCCGCUUGUGGUCCCGAC
Suillus clintonianus is the source of this 1175-nucleotide messenger RNA. RefSeq lists its product as uncharacterized. The record is from RefSeq and is a predicted model, not a curated record. Bases 80 to 961 code for a protein of 293 amino acids. Lineage: Eukaryota; Fungi; Basidiomycota; Agaricomycetes; Boletales; Suillaceae. The transcript has 3 exons.